This is a messenger RNA of Echinops telfairi (small Madagascar hedgehog), 4690 nucleotides long. It is a transcript of the gene RYBP, whose product is annotated as RING1 and YY1 binding protein. Gene Ontology annotation, cellular component: nucleus. NCBI's taxonomy places the organism in Eukaryota, Metazoa, Chordata, Mammalia, Afrosoricida, Tenrecidae. The coding region runs from base 1 to 954 and encodes 317 amino acids. Gene Ontology annotation, molecular function: transcription coregulator activity; DNA binding. The record is from RefSeq and is a predicted model, not a curated record. Gene Ontology annotation, biological process: positive regulation of DNA-templated transcription. The transcript has 5 exons.
AUGGCCAGUCAGCCCCGGCAGACAGAUGUUCUUGGCAAGCCCAUCAGUGGCACCUUUAGCACUCAGGAUAAAGACCCCUCUCCUAGGCUGAUCCCACUCGGGUCCGGGGGCUGCGAGGUGCUGGAGGGGGCGCCCCGGCCCCCCGUUCCCGUCCCCCCAAGGGGUGGGUGGUCGCUCGCUGGAGCGAAGUUUCCAACCCUGGAUGCCUACGAAAAUGACGACGGCUCACCCGCGUGUGUUUUGCUGUCUCCCUUUUUCCUGCUCCCUGUCGCUUUCUCCCACUCCUUACUCCUCCGAAGGCCGAAAAGACAAGCGAAACCUGCUGCAGACGAAGGCUUUUGGGAUUGUAGCGUCUGCACCUUCAGAAACAGCGCCGAAGCCUUUAAAUGCAGCAUCUGCGAUGUGAGGAAAGGCACCUCCACCAGAAAACCUCGGAUAAAUUCUCAGCUCGUGGCACAACAAGUGGCCCAGCAGUAUGCUACUCCCCCACCGCCGAAAAAGGAGAAGAAAGAGAAGGUGGAAAAGCCAGACAAAGAGAAGCCGGAGAAAGAGAAGGAAAUCAGUCCUAGUGUUACCAAGAAAAACACCAACAAGAAAACAAAACCAAAGUCAGAUAUUCUGAAAGAUCCUCCGAGUGAAGCAAACAGUAUACAGUCUGCAAAUGCCACGACAAAGACCAGUGAAACGAAUCACACCUCAAGGCCCAGGCUGAAAAACGUUGACCGGAGCACCGCGCAGCAGUUGGCAGUAACUGUGGGCAACGUCACUGUCAUUAUCACAGACUUUAAGGAAAAGACUCGCUCCUCCUCGACAUCCUCCUCCACGGUGACCUCCAGUGCAGGCUCAGAACAGCAGAACCAGAGCAGCUCGGGGUCAGAGAGUACAGACAAGGGCUCCUCCCGCUCCUCAACGCCCAAGGGCGACAUGUCAGCAGUCAAUGACGAGUCUUUCUGAAAUUGCACAUGGAAUUGUGAAAACUAUGAAUCAGGGUAUGAAAUUCAAACCCUCCACUUGCCCAGGCUGCGUGCCCUCCCGGAGAUGCCUCUGCGGACACCAGCCUCUCACUGAUGCUGCCGGGAUGGUUUCUGCUGCCACGGGCAUCUGGCCAAGAAAUUCUGCGCCCUGACGAUUACUCUUGACACUUUUAUGUAUUCCAUUGUUUUAUAUGAUUUUCCUAACAAUCAUUUAUAAUUGGAUGUGCUCCUGAAUCUACUUUUUAUAUAAAAAAAAAGAAAAAAAAUCUGCUGUGCACAAUUUUCCAUGUACAUUACAACUGGUUUUUUGGAGUUUUUUUUUGUUGUUGUUGUUGUUCUGGUGGGGGGGUGGGGGCGGGAGAGGGAACUUUUAUUUAUUGUGUUCACAGACUUCAUCUUUUCAGCAUAUCCUUUUAAGUUUAGUUCUUCCUUCUAGUUAUACUAUGUACUAUCAGUUUUGAUAUAACUAUAUAUAAAUAUAAAUAUAAAAUUAUAUAUAAAGGGUUAUUUGAAACCAAUCCAUGGCAACGCUGGUGCUUGAUACACUGUGAAGUGAAUACAACUCUGAACAGUCACAGAUCUGGGACAGUCCCUUCUAUGAAAGUGCUGAAAUUGGAUUAAAAUCAGUUUUACAUGAAGUAUGUUUCAACCCACGUGGGAACUUGACCUCUCAUCUGUCUAAAGAGUACUGGACAAUAUAAAAAUUAUAUAUUUUUAAAACAAUGUGAUCUCAAAUUUAAAGACUGCUCCAGGUAGCCUGCAUUUGCAAUGGAAUAACUGACAAAUCCUGAGUGGUUUUGGGAGGGCUCUGAUCAUUCCAGCGUCACUGCGGCCAGCUCCAGAAUGCCAAGUUUUCAUGUAAAUUACGGUUACAUGUUAACGUCGCUGUUCGACAUACAUUCAUGAAAGUGUGGUGUUGUCACUUGAAUUCCAUCCAUUUUCCAGACUUCUCUCCAUGUCUGAUGUAACGCUAUAAAAUUAUCUCUUCGUUUUAGGAUUAAAAGAGUCUGAACUGUGUCUUUUUGGUCCACUCAGGAAGCAGUUCCUUGUUUCCACUUCCCAUGUGACAUUGCUGUGGUGAUUUUUGGUAAUUGAAAAUCUAUUUGCCUCUUGUCCCCUCUGCCUCACUCCUCACCCUACCAAUUCAGUUGUGAGAACUACGUCCCUUUCUCUCUUAAAAUUGACUAUUGUUUGCUUCACUAAAGAAAGGUUAUCCACCACACAGCCACUGCUGGCUUGGAGGCAUGCCUCAAUUCCCUGCUGUGGGAAGAACUCAAAUUGUGAAUGGCUUUAGCGCCAUCAGCAACCAGAUUCACGGAAUGUAUGUGCUGAUGGCGAGUGUGUGAUCUCUUCCUUGACAUAAAGAUAAUUUGACUAAAUUCUAAAGUUUCUUUUUAUUGUGAUUUUUUUCACCGUCUUGCAAAAAACAAAGACCACUGACAGGAAUGCACACCUCCCAAUUUUACAUUUCUCUUGUUCUGGAUGGGGGUGGGGUGGGGCCCCCCCUGGAUAGCUUGCUCUCUCUUUCGCCACUUGUCCAUUCUUACUCACCAAAUUCACAGUACUUGAGAGUCAUUUGACACGUGGGAACUCUGCUCACAUUCUUCAUCUGACAUCCUCCAGUAGGGUAGCUAUCAUUUAAGCACCACAUUUUCAUCUUUCAAAAACCGGUUUGGGUAUGAAUAUAGAAGUAACUUGUCUGUGGAGGCAACACAUUUUUAAGAAAAAAUUAACAGCUGGAUUUGAGUAGCCGACAGGAAAUGUUCCUUUCACAUUUACAUUAAAACUACCCUGUAGUCACUGGUGUACCAUUGUUCAAAUUAUGUUCUUAAAAAGGUAUCGAUUACAAAGCAGUGUCAUUUGUUGCUGUGAUCCUAUUCUCAAACGCAUGGACAAUGUUCCCUUCUUUUUAAAAGAAUACUUGUAUCUGGAUGCAAGUGGUCCUCUUUUUUAAAUACAUUUUUAAAGUAUUUAUUAAUGAACCAAAGGAAAUCAGAUGCUUUCCAUAGGCAUCAAAAUAUAUAGUGAUUUGACUAUGAAUUUUAAAUCCACAUUUUAAUAUUAGUGGGAUAUUGCAAAGACAUUCCUUAUAACGUUUUAAUAUUCCUUUUAUUAAGGGUCUCAGGGAGGGUGUAAAUUAGCCAGCCAUAUUUAUUUUCCAGAGGUAUAAGGACAAUGUUUUUUAAUUAACGUUUUAAAAAAUUCAAAUGCCACCAAACUCACAUGGGUCGCACUGCUUUUUGAACCAUAAGUGUUGAUCUGCACUUUGUUCACAAACACUGUUAUUCUUGCAAAAUUAGUUUCAUGUAAAGUGAUUGGACCACCGUAUUAGUGGGAAAAGCUGAUAAACCAGCUACUCAUAGGCUGCUAAUUCAUUGUCAGUGUCUUGGUUUUUCAGUUUUGCCUCCAUGAUAAAUUCAAAGUAAAUGGAAAGUGGGGGAGGGGUGCUGGAAGGGAACUGGGCUUGAACCAGGUGGAAGGAAACUUCCAUUGGGGAGGAACUGCAGCAAGUAGCCGGGACCCAUCUGAGACAAUGGGGCUGGUCCUUUGGCGGCCGUUCUGCAUUCUGUCAUGGCAGCCAGGUGGCAGGUGCCUAGCCCCUCAGUUUCUGAAAUGGAUGACAUCCCUCAGGCACAUAUUUUGGAAAUGGAAUUCCUGUCACUUUAUGCAUUUGCAGUUUGCCCUACAAGUAGUAGGCAGCACGUCAAAACACUAGUAUAGAUUUUAAAGAUUUCUAUUAAAGAGAGGACCAGAAAUACUUGGUAUUCAGUGGCACAGAAAGCAGGUUCAGAAACACGCAAAAGCACAGUGUUAGGCUUGCAAGGCUCCCUUUGUUGAAUGCCACAGGAUCUUCGCGCCUGUGUGCGUGCGCAAAGCAGAGCUUACCGGACUUGCUCUGCCUGAGUCUUGCAGUUAAAAAAUGGGUAAGGGCAUCUUGACACCCACAAAUAACGUUAAUCAAAACCUUUCCGUUUAAAUUUGGAAUUUAAAAACAUGGGCAGAAGCUUCUAUGAGUUUAGUUCCACUAAGAUGUUUCACCUGCCUUAUCAAAGACCAUUCUCCGUCUACUUUUUUUAAGCUACCGUAUCUUAAAUUAUUGAAAAUUUAUUAAUUGCUGAAUAUAUAAUCUUUGCUUGUAUGUAACCGGGGGGGAAAAGUGGUUUGAAGAGCCAACAUUUAGAGUAAGACAAUGGAGCUGAACAGUUUUUAAUGCGCAAGCCGUUCUGUUCUUGUGUAUGACUUGUAACCUUAAUUUACUGUGUAAAGAUGGUUACAUUAUUUCCUUAGCUUUGUUUGUUGGAGACAAAUAGAGAAUGCUUGUUAAGUAUGUCAAAACAUAAUCUUGUGAAUUUUUGUUAAUGUAUUAUACGAGCUAUAUUUUUCAUUUGCCCAGAAAGACAGCUUGUAUAACGCUCUGGAAGUUUCUGCUCUGUACCGUCUUUAGAGCUGACAGUCUGUUAGGUUUGUUUUUUUCUUCAUGCUAAAGUGUCAGUGGUUUUGUGAACUGGUCAGAAAUUCACAGGUCUUAAAUGUUUUGGGGAAAUUUAUAUUGGACACUGCUCUUUGUCUAGCAAAUAAAAGAUGUUAAUAUAUUCCUGUUACUGGCAUGUGCACGACUAUGUUAGAAGCCACUUUAUCAUUUUCCUGCUUUAAAUAGAAAUGUCUAUUUAUGAAUUCUGCUUGUAGUUUUUUCACAAAUAAAAUAGUAAAAUUUA